Messenger RNA from Colossoma macropomum (tambaqui), 2124 nucleotides. RefSeq names its product EMI domain containing 1 (gene emid1). NCBI's taxonomy places the organism in Eukaryota, Metazoa, Chordata, Actinopteri, Characiformes, Serrasalmidae. The record is from RefSeq and is a predicted model, not a curated record. Gene Ontology annotation, molecular function: protein binding. The transcript is spliced from 16 exons. Bases 378 to 1781 code for a protein of 467 amino acids.
UGGGUAAAACACUCCACAGCCUGGCUCUCUGCAGCAGUCAGUCUCGCGAGCCUAUAAAGCUGCCGCUCUCCUGGCUGUGGUCGCGCUCGUGCGGACGGGACGGAGCCCGCGUGCUGCUGAUGGGGCAGUGGAGCAGUGUGUUUCUGGGCUCGUGCUAAAGUUUUGUUUGGUCUUUGAGGAAGUUUGGAAGGUGUUUUUUGGGAGCACUCAGCGCGCGCCGCUCCUCUGUUCCUGCCCCUCGCUCGUGAAAGUUCGUCUCUUCCUAAAUGGACUUAAGUUAGUGUUCCGCGAGCGCGUGACCGUGACUGAAGCAGCUCGUGCGUAGAUCGAGGGCUCUGCGUCGAGAGAGAGAGAGAGAGAGAGCACGAGCGGGUGAGAUGGGACCCCGGCACCGGUGGAGUGUUCGCGCGUCGCUGCUGCUGCUGUUGAUUGGUGUCGCGCGCGCCACAUGGAGCUCCGGACAGUACCGGUACAGCGGCGCGAGCAACACCGAGCACAGGAGGAACUGGUGUCCUCAGUCUGUCACUAAGACAGUAACGUGUCAGGUGCAGAAUGGAACCACUCUUCAGAGACUCUAUCAGAUGUGCAGGUGGCCGCAGGGCUGCACCGGUGGCAGUUACCGUACGGUGGUCCGGCCCUCCUAUAAGGUAGUGUACCGCACCGUUACUGCGCUGGAGUGGAAGUGUUGCCCCGGUUACACCGGCACGCACUGCGAGGAAGGCUCUGCGAGCGGUAACCUGCUCGCUCAGGAGGCGGUGAGGAAACAGCCCACUUUCCGUAAGCCAGUGGUGGUCAAGACCCCAGAACAUCUCUCCAGCUGCCUGAAUUGCAGUCGUAUCACAGCUCUCACCGAUCGGCUCAGCUCUCUGGAGGCAAAGGUCCAGCUCCUCUCUUCUCCAGCCUCGCAAAGACUGUCCCAGUCUAAAGGUGGAGAAGAACCUGAUUCCUCCUCCCUCAUGGGGGCUCCACCUGCUCGAGGAGCUCCUGGAGCACAGGGCCCUGCAGGUCCACAGGGUGAGAGAGGCAUGGACGGCAUACCCGGCAAAGACGGUAAACCUGGGUCUCGGGGUCUGCCUGGGCCAAAGGGGGAUGCAGGCUUGAGAGGACCCUCAGGUGCCCCAGGGUCUAGAGGAACACCUGGACCAGCAGGCCCUCGGGGACCACCGGGCCUCCCAGGAGAGAGGGGCCUGCCAGGGCCUCCAGGACCCCCUGGACCCCCCGGACCACCAGGGCCUCCAGCACCUGUUUCUGAAGACAAAGAGAAGAAGGACCUGCUCCUCUCAAACAGUUUCCCAGACCCCCGAGCUGUCCCUGCACAAGGGCCCCAGGGACCCCCAGGACCCACAGGCCCCCCAGGACCCAGAGGCCCUGCAGGACCCCCAGGACCCAUCGGACAAAGUGGGAAGCCCGGGACUCCUGGUUUGCAAGGCCCUGUGGGGCCAAAGGGCGAGCGAGGAGAGAGAGGCCCUCUGGGAUAUCCAGGAGAGAGAGGAUUCAAAGGGGAGCCGGGUGAACCGGGACCGAAGGGCGAGCCCGGAGAGAAAGGCCUUCCGGACGUUAGUUUGAAGAUGUUCCGAGACUUGCAGGCUGACCUGGAGCUGCUGGCUCGCAGGGUGCAGCUGCUGGAGGCAAUCAUCUGGCCAGAGCCUGACCUGGGAUCUGGAGACGGCCCGUUUGGCACCGCACCGACAGAGUUUUACCGGAACAAGCGGGCCGGGGCCCUGCCUUCCCGGGUCAAGCCUCCAUCCCUCCCUGCUGAGGCUAACAUCCGGGGGAAGUAGCUCCUGAAGUUCUAAAAAGAAAGGGGUGAAACCCUCGUUCCAGCUUGGACUGGCAACGCCGCUCACGAGUCCCUUUAACAUGCGCCCUAUAGCUCCGCUCAUAUCACCUGUAACGCUUACUCUGGAACCUACCGCUGAAUCAAGAACGAGGGAGAAACCUCAGGGAAGAUCAACCGGUGCUGCAGACGUUCAACCACCUCUACUGGGAAUCAGUUCAACAGGCCCCGCACGUAAACAUCUGCCGUCAUGUGUUAAAAGCGGCCUAACGUUCGCUUUACUAACCAUAACCAAAAGAAUAUAAUCAUCGAGAAAACUGUUGAACUGAUAUCGAACGGAAAAAAAA